AUGGGUCCUUACGAGAUCUUGCAGCGAGUAGGAAAUGUUUCCUACAAACUGAGGUUACCUCAAGAAUUGGCUUAUGUUCAUCCAAUUUUUCACAUAUCUAUGCUUAAGAAGUGUUUAGGCGAUCCAGCAUCCAUCCUUCCUGUUGAGGGGUUAGGAGUUGAUGAGAACCUUUCCUAUGAAAAGGUUCCAGUUGAAAUAUUAGAUAGCCAAGUGAAGUGGCUGAGGAACAAGGAGUUUGCCACCGUGAAGGUGUUUUCGAAGAACCACCUUGUUGAGGGAGAAACAUGCGAGGCCGAGGCCGACUUGAGAUCCCGUUAA
Messenger RNA from Solanum pennellii, 318 nucleotides. RefSeq lists its product as uncharacterized. The record is from RefSeq and is a predicted model, not a curated record. NCBI's taxonomy places the organism in Eukaryota, Viridiplantae, Streptophyta, Magnoliopsida, Solanales, Solanaceae. The transcript has a single exon. The coding region runs from base 1 to 318 and encodes 105 amino acids.